AUGGGAGAUGGGUGCGUGGUUCAGGCCACUCCCAGUUCCAACAAAAAGAAGAACAAGAAGAAGAAAAACAGGGGUGGCACCAAGAAGAAGAUGACCCACGACCAGGUUCUCGCCUUCAAGUUUGUCAGUGAGUGGGUUUUCUUGGAUCACUCUUCUGGUUCAUCAUCUUCUUCUUCGUCGUCGCCUUCUGCUGCUUCCUGUGUUGUGGAUGAUUUUGGGGUGCAGAAGCCUGUGGGGAGAGGUGGGGAGAAACUCCUCUUUGAAUUGCAUUCGCACUCCAAAUUUAGUGAUGGCUUCUUCUCCCCUUCCAAGGUUGUUGAGAGAGCUCACAUCAACGGCGUGAAAGUUCUUGCUCUGACAGAUCAUGACACUAUGGCAGGCAUUCCUGAAGCUGUAGAAUCAGCUCGUAAAUAUGGAAUGAAGAUUAUCCCAGGUGUUGAAAUUAGUACCAUAUUUUCUCCAAGAGGAGACUCUGAAGUAGAGGAACCUAUUCACAUUUUAGCAUAUUACAGCAGUAUUGGACCAUCAAGGUUUGAGGAGUUGGACAAGUUUCUAUCAAAUAUAAGGGAUGGACGUUUUCUUCGAGCAAAGAACAUUGUCUUAAAACUGAACAAGCUCAAAUUUCCUCUUAAAUGGGAGCAUGUUUGCAGGAUUGCUGGCAAGGGGGUUGCCCCUGGGAGGCUUCAUAUUGCCCGUGCCAUGGUUGAGGCAGGUUAUGUAGAAAAUCUCAGACAAGCCUUUGCUCGGUAUCUUUUUGAUGGUGGACCGGCUUACUCCACGGGAAGUGAGCCUCUGGCAGAGGAAGCAAUUAAUAUGAUUUGUCAUACUGGGGGUGUUGCUGUUCUGGCUCAUCCAUGGGCACUAAAACAUCCAGUUCCCAUCGUCAGGAGGUUAAAAGAAGCUGGUCUUCAUGGGAUGGAGGUCUACAAAAGUGAUGGAAAGUUGACAGCAUAUAGUGACUUGGCUGAUGCCUAUGGGCUUUUAAAGAUUGGAGGGUCAGACUAUCAUGGGAGAGGAGGGCACAAUGAAUCUGAACUGGGAAGUGUGAAUCUUCCAGUACUAGUAUUGCAUGAUUUCCUUAAGGUAGCUCGACCUAUCUGGUGCAAUGCCAUCAGGGAGAUACUAGAAUGCUAUGCUGAAGAACCUUCUGAUUCUAAUCUAGCAACAAUUACAAGGUUUGGGAGAACCCGCAUUUUUAAGGGAGGUUCACCCUUGAGUUGUGGACAGGACUUGAUUGAUCAUUGUUUACCUCUGUGGUUGUCUAGCCAGGAGAUGGAAAAUGCUGAGUUUGAAGCUAUCAAGUUAAAGCUUUCCAAUGUUUCGGUUAGUCAAGGAGGAAUUCAGGUUCUCGUAGAGAUUAAAUAG
Messenger RNA from Sphenostylis stenocarpa, 1365 nucleotides. The record is from the annotation of a GenBank genome assembly. NCBI's taxonomy places the organism in Eukaryota, Viridiplantae, Streptophyta, Magnoliopsida, Fabales, Fabaceae.